CUUGUAUUAUUUUACAUCAACAGAGAACUGAGUCAAUAAUUCGCUUCCAAACUACUUUGCUUUUUUCUGAUAAUAAAUGGUUACACUUUGCAGUUACGACGCUAAAAUUAUUUGUGUAUGUACUAGACCUUUAAAAACGGCUCGACACGUGUAUGGAAGUACUAUAUAUAAGCUGCUCCAAUAACGUCUUUCAUCACACUCCAACGAUUAAGUUUGUGAACGUACAUCUUAAAUUCACCCAUUUUUUUUUUAGAAAAAGUUUCAUUUGAAAAAAGCGUAUCUUAAAUUUAUUCAGUUUUCAACAUGGCAAGGACAUUGGACUUUCUUUUAAUAUUGGCCAUCCCAAUUUUAUUCUGGGCCUACAUUGAAGUUCAUGUGUAUGCACAGUCGUGUGAUAGCUGCCAUCCAACAGAACCUCUUCAACAGUGCGUGAAUUUAAAUGAUGAGUGGAGGAACGUUUCUAAGAAGUAUGCUGAUUGUCUUAAAGGUUGCCAUGCAGAAAUUGCCCAACUAAUUCCCGAGUCCCGAUCUGGGCCUGAACGGAUUUUCCACAUGCAGCCUCAAGGGGACAGAUGGUGUGGCUCGCGUCAGAACCACAUCGGGUCGGUUUAGAUAUUUAUGUACUGUGGCAGAAUAGCUUAUGUGGUCCUAUAGGGAGAUAGAACCAGAGGUACUGAAUCCAUAUUUUUACCAGACGGAAGCAUUUUUCUGGCAUUUAAAAAUAAUAUAACAAAAUAUAUUUUUAUCCACUGCAGUUGAACACAAUAAUGUUACUUCCCGGAAAAUAAGUUAAGUCACUUGGCGAAAAUGUUAAACUUUCGAAUAAAAAUUAUAAUUGUAAAAAAAAUAAAAUUCAAAUAAUUAAACACUGAAUUGUGACCAUCGUAAA
Belonocnema kinseyi is the source of this 889-nucleotide messenger RNA. RefSeq lists its product as uncharacterized. Lineage: Eukaryota; Metazoa; Arthropoda; Insecta; Hymenoptera; Cynipidae. The transcript is spliced from 5 exons. Bases 304 to 612 code for a protein of 102 amino acids. The record is from RefSeq and is a predicted model, not a curated record.